Messenger RNA from Plasmodium vinckei vinckei, 2190 nucleotides. Its product is annotated as tryptophan-rich antigen tryptophan-rich protein. Lineage: Eukaryota; Apicomplexa; Aconoidasida; Haemosporida; Plasmodiidae. The coding region runs from base 1 to 2190 and encodes 729 amino acids. The record is from RefSeq and is a predicted model, not a curated record. The transcript has 2 exons.
AUGAGCUCAUCUCUUAUGCAUUACUAUGACUAUGCUAAGCGCACACUGUUUAAUGGCGGUGGAGGUGGAUCAUUAGUUAGGACUAUCGACGAUGUACCUCAAAAUGGAGUUAUGGAUAAUUUUUUGAAUAUAUGCGCUUUUGCAUUAAUUGCAGCAUACAUGGGAUAUUUGAUUAUGAUGAAAUCAAAGAAUAAUAAUAAAGUUCAAAAGAAAGAAGAUAACAUAAAUCCAAUUCCCCAUUUCAAAAAUACUUACAACAAAUAUAAUAAGUAUACGGAUGAUCAACUAAAUAUCCCCAAAACAGAUGAAUGGAAACAUACUGCUUGGAAAAAAUGGAUGGUAACUUUAGAAGAUAGAUGGGACAAAUUUAUCAACGAAAUUGAUAAAAAUAAAAGUGAAUGGAUGGAUAAAAAAGAUGCUCAAUUGAUAGAAUGGGUAAAAGAACUACAAGCAAAAUGGUUGCACUUUAACCCUAAUAUUGAUCAAGAAUAUAAAAUUGAAUUUUUAAAAAAAUCAGAAAGCUGGUCUGAUGAUAAAUGGAAAAUAUGGAUGUUAACAGAAGCACAACAACUUUUAGAAAAUGAUCUAAAAGAAUGGCUUUCUCAAGCUGAAGCAGAAUAUUGUAAAUGGACUAUGGAUUCAUGGCGCCAUUGGAAAGAUAGUCAAAUAAAAGAAUGGAUAACUCUUGAUUGGAAAUAUGAAGAAGAUAAUUUCUUUUCGAAAGUUGAUGAAUUUUCAGUAGAAGUAUUACCAAUAGAAGAGCGAAGAUUAUGGUAUGCUUGGAAAGAAAGAAUAUACAAAGAAGGAAGUGAUUGGAAAUAUUGGACAUCACUAAAGGAAUCUAAACUUGUAAAUGAAAAUUGGGAAUUAUGGGAAGAAUGGAAAACUGAAAAACAAGAAAUGUUCAAUGAAUGGCUCCAAUUAUAUACUCAUAAAUGGAUCCAACAAAAACAAUGGAGAUUAUGGAUUGGAGAAAAAAUGUCCCACGAAAGAAAUAAAUCGACAUCUGAAUCAAUUAUCGUAGGUGCAAGCCCUGCUGAAAUAAAAACUGAUGAGAAAAAAGAUGAUGUAAAAGAUGAUGAGAAAAAAGAUGAAAUAAAAAUUGAUGAAAAAAAAGCUGAUGUAAAAGAUGAUGAGAAAAAAGAUGAAAUAAAAAUUGAUGAAAAAAAAGCUGAUGUAAAAGAUGAUGAGAAAAAAGAUGAAAUAAAAAUUGAUGAAAAAAAAGCUGAUGUAAAAGAUGAUGAGAAAAAAGAUGAAAUAAAAAUUGACGAAAAAAAAGCUGAUGUAAAAGAUGAUGAGAAAAAAGAUGAAAUAAAAAUUGACGAAAAAAAAGCUGAUGUAAAAGAUGAUGAGAAAAAAGAUGAUAGUACUAGUGAUGUUAAAGGUAAAUUUGUCAUUGCAUCAAGCACACCAGCUAAAGCUGAUGAUAAAAAAGAUGAAGUAAAAAAAGACGACAGUACCACUGAUAUUAAAGGUAAAUUUGUCAUUGCAUCAAGCACACCAGCUAAAGCUGAUGAUAAAAAAGAUGAUGCUGAAAAGAAAGAUGAAAUAAAAAAGGAUGACAGUACCACUGAUAUUAAAGGUAAAUUUGUCAUUGCAUCAAGCACACCAGCUAAAGCUGAUGAUAAAAAAGAUGAUGCUGAAAAGAAAGAUGAAAUAAAAAAGGAUGACAGUACCACUGAUAUUAAAGGUAAAUUUGUUAUUGCAUCAAGCACACCAGCUAAAGCUGAUGAUAAAAAAGAUGAAGUGAAAAAAGAUGACAGUACCACUGAUAUUAAAGGUAAAUUUGUUAUUGCAUCAAGCACACCAGCUAAAUCUGAUGAUAAAAAAGAUGAAGUGAAAAAAGAUGACAGUACCACUGAUAUUAAAGGUAAAUUUGUCAUUGCAUCAAGCACACCAGCUAAAUCUGAUGAUAAAAAAGAUGAAGUGAAAAAAGAUGACAGUACCACUGAUAUUAAAGGUAAAUUUGUCAUUGCAUCAAGCACACCAGCUAAAGCUGAUGAUAAAAAAGAUGAAGUGAAAAAAGAUGACAGUACUAGUAAUAUUAAAAACAGAUAUAGUAGCAUAACAAAUUCAACAAUUAAAGCCGAUGAAAAGAAAGAAGAUAGUGAUGCAAGCUCAUUAAAUGGUGAUGACUAUAAACGAAGAUCUAUAUCGAACCCAUACCUUCGAAACUCGAAAUUUAUAUAA